AUGAUCUUCCCACCCCUGAUCACCCUCGGCCAAGCCAGUAGUCGCGACCCGAGCACAGCCAUCUUGUCCCAGGACCAGAAAAGCCCCUGCGACGGCGGCCGCCGUUACUGCGGCUGGUUCGAGAAGUCCAGCGAGACACUCCCGAAGCCCGAGUGUAGUUCGACGCAGAAGGUCAUUUGUGCCAGGAAUAGCAAGGAGUGGUGCGAUUACGACGAGAAUAACGAGCUGUGCAAGUCGGACGGCACAAACGUCGUCAUCAUAAUCGAGAUCGACAUCGAGGUCACCGUCAUAGAGCCGACCAUCGAGGAGGAGUGCAGCAAGCCCAAGUGCCCGGACUGCCAGACCAUACGGGAGGACGGCGAGUGCCACUACCCCUGCUUCCCGGAGGAGACGGUUGACACGUGCAAGAAGAAGGGCGGCAAGCCCGUGUGCGCGAAGACGCCGGACGAGUUCUGCGAGCUCUGCCAGGACGACGUGUUCAACUCGUUCCACUGCGUCGACGAGGACGAGGACGAGAGCGACUGCCUCGUGGGCGCGUACGCGGAUCUGGACCUGAACCUCUCCCUCUCGGUGCUGGGGUCCGGCUGCAUCGCCAACGGGGUCGGCUGCGUGCUCAACGACAAUAUUUGGGGCCAGCUCUACGUCGUCUGCGACGUUGUGGGUAUUCUCUGCAGCCUCCUUGAUGCUCUUCUUGGGCUGUGCUGA
This is a messenger RNA of Phialemonium atrogriseum, 705 nucleotides long. RefSeq lists its product as uncharacterized. The transcript has 4 exons. NCBI's taxonomy places the organism in Eukaryota, Fungi, Ascomycota, Sordariomycetes, Cephalothecales, Cephalothecaceae. The coding region runs from base 1 to 705 and encodes 234 amino acids. The record is from RefSeq and is a predicted model, not a curated record.